This is a messenger RNA of Condylostylus longicornis, 1207 nucleotides long. Its product is annotated as phosducin-like protein. Gene Ontology annotation, biological process: regulation of G protein-coupled receptor signaling pathway. Lineage: Eukaryota; Metazoa; Arthropoda; Insecta; Diptera; Dolichopodidae. The coding region runs from base 173 to 955 and encodes 260 amino acids. The transcript has 2 exons. The record is from RefSeq and is a predicted model, not a curated record.
CUUGUCACACAUAGAGCUAGAACUUUGAAGUUUACAUAAAUAACACAAACAAUUAUUCUAAUUAAAUUUAAAUAUUUCUAUUGCUAAUUUAAGAAUAAAUUAAUAUAUAAUACAUUUUUUUCUUCAUAAUAUUUAUAUUGAUUAUAUUACGUUUCAUUGUUUAUUUAUUAUAAUGGCCACAUUUGAUGAUAAACUAUUGGGAGAAAAAUUACAAUACUAUGUUAGUGAAAGUGAAAGCGAGGACGAAGAAGUUAUAGGCGCUUGUUCUAAUAAACCUGAGCUAGAUCAAAACAAAACUCAUUGGUCAGGUACUUCGGUAAAUACAGGUCCAAAAGGUGUUGUUGAAGAUUGGCAAAAAUUCAAACAAAUGCAAGCAGAAAUGCGAGAAGAAAAUGAACGGCAAAAGGUCGAACUUGCUAAAAAAUUAAGCAUGACUGUUAGAACAUACAAAGAAGACUUGAAAAAGGAAGAAGAAGAGGAGUUAGAAAGGGAAAUGGCUGAACUUAUGAAUGACGAUAUAUUACUGCAAUUUCAAAAAAAAAGAAUGAUGGAAAUCUUAGCUUCUUCUGGCGAACUUAAACAAUUUGGAAAAGUUUUUGAAAUAAAUACUACGGCUGAAUUUCUUGAUUGUAUUGAAAAUGAAAGCAAGCACGUAAUAAUUAUAAUUCACGUUUAUGAUAGAAAUGUAGCAACAUGCAGAGAAGUUAAUAAAUGUUUGGAUGUCUUAGCUUCUGAACAUAUUACAACAAAAUUUUGUAAAAUAUUAUGUUCAAUAACUGGAAUGAGCCACAAUUUUCGUGAAAAUGGAUUGCCAGCUAUAUUAGUAUAUAAAGCAGGAGCUAUGAUUGGAAAUUUCGUUCAAAUAACAAAGGAAAUUGGAGAUGAUAUUUUUCCAUCUGAUCUAGAAAAUUAUUUAAUAGAAAAUGACGUUUUAACUGAAAAGAUAAAUCGGUAAAUUUUUGCAAUAGGGAAUUGAUAAUAGUAACCAAAUACCUACUUCUAGAAUUAAUUGAAUACAUUUAUUAAUUAAAAAAUAUAUGUAUAUAAAAAAGUUAUGUAUAAUUUUAUAAAAAUAUUAUUAAUAUCGUACCUAUCUACCCUUUAACUUAAAAAAUUUACUUAUAAAAAUGGUACUUAAGCAUUAAUAUCUAUUGCACUCGUCCUUAACCCUAUGGGUAAAUUGACUUUUUCAUAAAACAUCACAUGC